Messenger RNA from Hermetia illucens (black soldier fly), 2655 nucleotides. RefSeq names its product ceramide phosphoethanolamine synthase (gene Cpes). Gene Ontology annotation, biological process: phospholipid biosynthetic process. Gene Ontology annotation, cellular component: membrane. The transcript has 2 exons. NCBI's taxonomy places the organism in Eukaryota, Metazoa, Arthropoda, Insecta, Diptera, Stratiomyidae. Bases 532 to 1776 code for a protein of 414 amino acids. Gene Ontology annotation, molecular function: phosphotransferase activity, for other substituted phosphate groups. The record is from RefSeq and is a predicted model, not a curated record.
GUCAACCAUUCGUUUCUUUGAAGACAUUUGUACUUCUUAUUGAUCUAAAUAGCAGCAAUUUCCUAGUUAAUGUAUCAGCGAAUGUAUUCCAACAGAGUUGAAAGUUUGUGCAGCUGUAAAUAACUUCAGAUUCUUUCUACCAAAUGACACCAAUCGAGGUUAUCCGAAAGUGUCAGCUAGAAAAUACUCCGGAAACCGGCAUAUCAGCAAGUUAUGCUGCUACUGCAAACCCUACACAGUGGCUGAGUUUUAAGGAAACAAAAUUCCAGCACAUUAAAGAAUUCCAGAAAACCACCUAAACGCCGCAAUUCCGCAUUACGAACAGAAACUAUCCGACACUCGUCGAUACUAAUCGAUCAGACUUAUCCUGCUGAUUUCCUAUUUAUUAAGUUGUCUAGUUUUACCAUAGAAUUGUUUUAAGAAUGUUAUUUAUAUUUUAAAGUACUACUCUUGCCAUACUAGCUUCUAUCGAAUUAGAUAAGUGACUUAUAAUUUUCUAGUUUACAAGGAAAUUUCUAGUAAUCCGAAAGUAUGGUGGGUCCUAGUUCGCAAAUUAGCAAAAUUCUCUUAACGUUACUGUUCCUCCUUAUAAUAUUCUACAUUUAUAUGGACGUUCAGCUGUACCUGCGGAUUCACAACUAUCCAAUCGAGCGCGGUCUCUACUUGAACACAUCAACGUAUAAAUUCCACAAUGAAAGAAAUGUUCCAAACAGUAACGACCUGGCAUUCCUUGGAACGGCUGAGGUUGCUCCAAGCAGUUCUCAUCAUCGUGGAGGCGACUUUUAUUCAUCAACAGGGUAUUCAGCAAUGUCUUCAUCUGCCACGCCAACCAAUGACCGAACGGUUACGAGUGUGUCAACAGCCAGCUAUGAGAAUUCAACGUGGAUCUCGUGUGAAAUCAACCCACUGUGCCAUGUUACGGUGAAGGCGGUUAUGCUAGACCACACCAACCACUAUCUGUUCGCCCCCAUGGCUACCAUAUUCGACAAUAUAAUAGGAUUUUCAAGAUCGACAUUCAUUACAGCCAAUAUGAUCUCAUUUUUCCAUGUGUUCGUGGCAAUCGCCGCGGGACGUUUCGUAGCUUCUGAUAAUCUAAGCUACAGGAGAUUUGGAGUGGUCCUGUUCCAGUUCCGGACAUUCUUAGACGAUCUAGAUGGUCACGUGGCGCGCGCCAAGAAGAAUGUACGUGGGGAACGGUCGGAAAUCGGGACGGCAGGAUACUACAUAGAUGGAAUUUGUGAUGGCCUAGGUUGUAUAGCUCUAAUGAUAGGUAUUGCGUUCUUCCUUAAAAAUAAUCCGCCACGACGUGGCUAUACACAACUACAAGCGAUCCUUCCAACAUCCGAAUCGAAAAAUUCUGAUUCGGGUGUCAUCUAUAAAGUUAAGGUCACUACAAAGAAAGUAGCACGCAAAGUUCUCUGCUUCACUGGCCAGCUGCUGUUGAGCUCGACAGCGUGGAAUCGUUAUAUUGCCUUAUACCAAGAUAUGUUAGAAAGAACUGACGUAACGCCCGUACAAUUCUAUCGACAAAAUGCCGUCUUCAAAUCGAAUUGGUUUUUCUGUGUAGCGUGGUUGUGGCGUGUUUUCAAUGUCCAUGCACUUUUGCAUUGUGUUCUAUUGAGCAUAUUCUGUGACAAAUUGUGGGAUUUCCUAUGUUUGAUACAAUAUAGUGGUUAUGUAAUACUGUUAGUUUGCAUUUGUGCAACGGAGAUGCACGUGCUGGAGGUGCAGAACUUCAUAUUUAAUUCAUUAACUGGAAAUAAUACUUCGUUGUGAUGAUUCUUUUCCCCCGAUAGGAUUAGGUAGUUUUCUAUUUAACGGGUGGCGUUUAGUAUGCACCCCAUAUUUAUACUCUCUUUGUCGAAGCGGAUGCCAAUAUUCCAAAUAGCAGGAGGGCCGGUUGUUUUCAGCGCGUUGUUAUCAUUUAUAAGAGUAUCGCUCGAUAGUUGCUUAGUUUUUAAUUACUGAUUGUAAAAAAUGAGUUGAAAUCUGAUUAGCGUGAAUCGAAGCUCUCUAACGUCUUUAAUCAUUAAAUACCUCUCAAGGCUUUCAAGUUGCAUUGAAAUUUUACUGUUGAUUCUUAAAUGCUACUAUAUUUUGCAUAAAACUUCAAUAAAUCAAAAUAUCUACGAAAGUGUUAACUCCACUUCGGCAUUCCUUCGAACUUAAUCUCAAUCUCGUCUAAAAGAAAACGAUUAGUUGCGUGUUAAAGCUCUCGAUAAUCUUACUACGAGAGGAUCAUAAAUAAAAGUCUUUACACUUUUUUAAAAUAUAUGUACAAGAAUAGUUUUUGUAUGUAUGAUACUGAUGCAAACGUGAAUGAAUUGUAAACUAAAUGAAACGGCAAAUUCUAAGGGAUGCGCUGAACCGAAGGGUUCCGCGUAACCGCACCUAACUGACUUGAGAAAUUGAUUGUUGAACUGAUUAAUGUGGAUGUUGACAUUAGGAAAAGAGAUUAAAACGAAAAUUGUAACUAUGACAGUUCACGCUGAAAUUUAAAUUAUAAAGAGAAAUCUAUAAUUGUACAAUAUAUUAUUUUUAUAAAUAUUAAUGAUUAUUUGUUAAAUGAAUGUAUGUAAUUUAUGUCGAGUCAAAUAAACGCGAUCGAUUGUAAGCAACUCAAAUAAAUUCUAAGUGCUCUCAUGAUGAAAUUUA